AUGGCACAAGGAUUAGAAGGAGAGGGUGUAGAAAGAAAAUGGAGAGAAAAGGGGGAGAAAGAGGAGGGGGAAAAGAUUAGAGAGAAAGCGGAGGGAAGAAAGGUAGGGGAUAAAGAGGUGGUGAAAGAGAGGGGAGGGAAAGAGGAUGAGAGAAAGAUGGGGAUAAAGAGGGGAAGAAAUAGGAGGGGGGAGGAGAGAAAGAUGGGGAUAAAGACGGGAAGAAAGAGAGGAGAGAAAGAGCGGGGAGAGGAGAGAAAGAUGGGGAUAAAGAUGGGAAGAAAGAGAGGAGAGAGAGGAGAGAAAGAUGGGGGAUAA
Mya arenaria is the source of this 315-nucleotide messenger RNA. RefSeq names its product octapeptide-repeat protein T2-like. The coding region runs from base 1 to 315 and encodes 104 amino acids. Lineage: Eukaryota; Metazoa; Mollusca; Bivalvia; Myida; Myidae. The transcript has 2 exons. The record is from RefSeq and is a predicted model, not a curated record.